AGUAGAGCCCCCACCCUGGUAGCAUUCAGAAAGAGCUUGAAAACCUGGCUCUUUACUCAGGCUUUUAGUUAAAGAUUGCUCAUCCCCAUAGCAAUCUGUAUCUGUGACCAUUCCUGUACACUUUUUACCUAUGUCCACUUGAUAAAGACACAGGGUCUAUUCCCAUCCCAAUUUGCACUUCCAAGAAUUUGCAGCUCUUUAUCAGUCACCUCGUGUUUACAAUAUUUACAUGGUGCACCUUACCCAGUCUACUUUUAUAACCUCUCCAUUUUAAUCCAUGUUUUAAUUAGCUCUUGUCAUUUGUUUUUACUGGCUAAUGUUUAAAUUUUUAUAAUUGUGCAUGUUUUUUGUCUAUUGUUGUGUUUUAUAUUGCUAUUGUUUUUAUUCGGGCUUGGCCCCAUGUAAGCCGCCCUGAGUCCCCUUUGGGGAGAUAGAGGCGGGGUAUAAUAAUAAAGUUAUUAUUAUUAUUAUUAUUAUUAUUAUCCAACACUCGCUUAUCCAACGUUCUGGAUUAUCCAACGCAUAUUUGUAGUCAAUGUUUUCAAUACAUCGUGAUAUUUUGGUGCUAAAUUCGUAAAUACAGUAAUUACAACAUAACAUUACUGCGUAUUGAACUGCUUUUUCUGUCAAAUUUGUUGUAUAACAUGAUGUUUUGAUGCUUAAUUUGUAAAAUCAUAACCUAAUUUCAUGUUUAAUAGGCUUUUCCUUAUUGCCUCCUUAUUAUCCAACAUAUUCGCUUAUCCAACAUUCUGCCGGCCUGUUUAUGUUGGAUAAGUGAGACUCUACUGUAAUAAUAAUAAUAAUAAUAAUAAUAAUAAUAAUAAUAAUAAUAAUAAUAAUAAAAAAGAGGGUUGGAAGAGACACCUUUGGCCAUUUAGCCCAACCCCCUUCUGCCUUUGUGCCAUGGGGGCUGGAUAAAUAGCUUUGAUGGGCUGCAUCAUACACAUGUGGCCCACGGGCCGUAGUUUGGAGACCCCUGCCCUAAGCUAUAGAAAGGGAAACAUAUGACCUCAGAAGCCAUACUGUGUCUCUCUUGCAUUAGUUCAAACAGUUUACAAGUCUGAACAUCACCCCUUAUUUCAGAGGCACUGAAAUGUUCUAUAUGUAAAAGAGAGACUAUAUUGUUGUUUGGUCUCAAAGCUGAAUAACUGGAUGUGGGCCAGAGGUGAAACUUCUGUUCAUGACUCUAGUCCUUUUAAAUAUAAAUUUAGAUUUUGUUUCCAGAAAAGGCUAACAUAAAAUCUGCAAAGAAACAUAAAAACAAGAAUACAAACCAUUAAACGAAAGACAAAGACAAAAAAAUAGAAAUAUAUUUUUCUAAUAUUAAAACACACUGCUACUACAACCAGUAAGAUUUACAUAGUCUUCCUAGUGGUUUUAUUUCCUCAAUUUCCACAUGCAUUCAAAGCAAACCCAUUAACACUCCCUUUCCCAUAAGAUGAUGUAAGUAUUAAUGUUUUUUUUCUUUUCUUAAUGGUGGAGGAAAAUUGAGGAAACAAAACCACCAGGUAGAAAAUGCCAUCUCCAAGGGAGAAGAGGGGUCAGUGUGGUAACCUCAGCAACUAUCCCCACUCCCUUGGGAUGGUCACUGUGAUGCGUCCCGCACUAUCACCUGCUGUGCUCCAACCAGUGUGGGCUACCUAUGUAGCCACUUGAAUCCUGAUCCCAAAGAACCCAAUGGCUAAAGGGGCCUCAGGUGUCAACUAUGACAUGGGUGAGGAGCUGGGCCUGGAAAAGGGCCUGCUCUGCCAGUUCAUCCACUCCCCAGUUUACAACCUUUUCCCCAGAUCAGCAGUUUUUGAGAGCAACUUCAUCCAGGUAACCAAGAAGGGGAGAUGGGUGGACAUCAACAACGUGCCCACUGUUGUGACUAUGGGGGUGACCUCCACAGACCCCUGCCUCCCAUUGCCCAAUGUCCUGCUGAUGGCCAAGCGGCGGCGGCCCCACAGAAGAGAGGACCCCAAGCGACCCACCCUCGAGCUCACGAGGAUGCUGCCCCUGCGCUACCUGCGCCUGUCAGUCCAGAGCUCCAGACAGCGCACCCUGCGCUUCCAGAUGAUGACUCGUAGUGACUUCUUCCUGCAGCUGCACCCCAAUCACCCCAGCAUCGUCUUUGCCCUCUGGACCCGGCUGGUCAACAUCCUUGAGCACGGCCUCUCCAUCACCACCAAGGACCCUGCCAUCCGCAUCCGGCACAGCCUUGUUCCCAGCAGGCCCUGUAGCAGCAGCUCCUCUGAUGAGGGCAUGGUGAAGAUCAUCAGUAAAGAAAUGUCAGGCGUCGUCUCCCAGAUUUCGGAAAAAAUAGAAAAGGAAAAGGAAAUACAGAGAAGGAUGUCCUUCCAGAAAGAGGAGGAGGAAAUGUCUGCUUUAUCCAAUGACCUGAGAAUGCUCUUCUAUGACAUGCCUCGGCCGCUGGUGUGUGCCAAGUGCAAGGGCCGCCUGCCCAGGAGCCACCUGCGGAGGAGCGCUAGUGAAGAGGCUGCCACCGACUCAGAACCUAACCUCCUGCCCUGGACCGACAGGCACAGCUAUGGCCUCUGGCAGCAGGAGACCCCCGGCUGGCUCCAGCCCCUCUGUCGCCUCAGCAGUCUGGCUGCCGCUGGAGGAAAGUAACAUCUAUGUGCGCCUCACUUCCACCAUUUGCCAGGGCUUGGCUACCUGGUGUCCCAAAGAGGUUGGCUGGAAGCACCAGUCUGCAAAGAGAAUAGAGCAGAGAAUAUUAAAUGUACCAAGAUGGACACUGUUCAAGUCGUGGCCACGAUUCUGUUUGGGGGGGGGGGGGUUGCAUGCAUUUCUUAGCCAAAGUGGGCGAAGUGUGGCCCUUGGAUCUCUCCAGACACACACACCCCAUUUUAAUAAAGGCUGUGUCCUUCAUCCAUAAGAUGAUACUCUUGUUUAAAAAAAAAAACUAUAGUGAAGGUUUGAUUCCAUCUUUGCUGAAGAAGCACAAUAAAUAAGUAGCAGUUUUUCUUUAAA
Molecule: messenger RNA, 2976 nt
Organism: Anolis carolinensis (green anole)
Lineage: Eukaryota; Metazoa; Chordata; Lepidosauria; Squamata; Anolidae
Product: Golgi-associated RAB2 interactor protein 1B-like
Exons: 1
Coding region: 1678-2613 (311 amino acids)
Cellular component (GO): nucleus
Source: RefSeq, a predicted model, not a curated record